Messenger RNA from Osmerus eperlanus (European smelt), 4813 nucleotides. It is a transcript of the gene cemip2, whose product is annotated as cell migration inducing hyaluronidase 2. Lineage: Eukaryota; Metazoa; Chordata; Actinopteri; Osmeriformes; Osmeridae. The record is from RefSeq and is a predicted model, not a curated record. The transcript is spliced from 24 exons. The coding region runs from base 241 to 4392 and encodes 1383 amino acids.
CUCCCUCCUCACUUCCUCUCCGCAAGCCGCGCCUGGGUCGGGGGCUGGCGGUCUAACAGCCCCGAAAGAAAACACCAUGUAAAGAAAAGUAUAAAAGGACAGACAGCGAAAAUUACUAGCUUUGUUAUCAGUCCCUCUAACUGUUUGUUGUCGGGACCAGGCUUCGCAGUUUGGCAGAUACCGAAUGGCAAAAGACGGAUCACACUAGCGUUGUGAAAGCAGGUAGCAGACAGACAUACCAUGCAGAUGAGCAAUGGCGUCUCUGUGGCCUCGACCAACGGCACCCGUCAGUCUCCCAGAUACGUCCCCGGCCGGGUGGCCCCCGUCCGCUCCCCCCCGCCCCUCUCCAAAGCCCCUCCCCCCCCGCCCCUGAAGCCCCCGGGCCCGCCCCCAGAGCGGAGGGCCACCUUCAGCCUGUCGGAGGAGGGCCAGCGCCAGGAGCGCGCCCAGUACCUGAGGAAGAGGAGGAACACCUUCGUCUGCUUCGGAGUCUCCAUCGGAACCUUCCUCCUCUCUCUCAUCCUCAUCCUCAGCCUGACGGGGGGCGACGUGCUGGAUGAGAACUGCCCCGACCACAACCCCUCUCUGAGCAGCUGGAAGCCAGGCCACCGCCCGGACAAGGCCGCCGUCGUCCGGAAGGGAGACCUCCUCCGAUUGGACGCCUCCGCCACCUUCUACUCCCUAACCAUCCAAUCAGGAGGUCGAGUGGUUUUCGCCGACAGUGCGGACGCUUCCGGAAACAUCACUCUCCGGACACGCCACAUCGACAUCGAGGACGGCGGCGCCCUCCACAUCGGCGCCCCCAAGUGUCCCUACCGCUCCCGCGCCGCCAUCGCCCUCUUCGGCCGCUCGGACGAGGCGGCGGUGGGCGAGGUGGCGGGCCUGGGCAGGAAGUUCAUCGGCGUGCGCGCGGGAGGCACCCUGGAGCUCCACGGGGCGCGGCGGCCAUCUUGGACCCUGCUGACCCGCGGCAUCCCCGCCUCUGGCCUCGCCACGGGGGGCUACUCCUUCCAGAAGAACUUCAGCCGGGGCAUCAACGUGCGCGUGGUGGACCAAGACACCGGGGCCGUGCUCCAGGUCGAGCGCUACGACACGCACGAGUUGCGCAACGACAGCCGGCGCCUCACGCAGCUGCUCCGGGCGCUGCCGGCCGGCCGCGUGGUGGCGCUCGCCGUGGGCGACUCGGCGGUGAAGAGCCUCCUGGAGGAGACCAAGAGGAGCAUUCAGGAGCUGUUGGGGAGCACCUACAUCCUGGACCUCAAAUACAGGCAGGCGUGGGCGCUGGUGGCGGAGGUGGGCGGGGGGAACGCCUCGUGUUCGGAGGCCGUCCGGGAGCACGAGAACCACGAGACGGGCGGCCGGGCGCUGGCCCGCCGCUCCUACACCACGGCCCACGGCGUGGGCUUCUCCGUCAGCGCCUUCAGCGAGUGGAGGAACGGGUUUCCGAUCUCGGGCUUCCAGGUGGAUGCCGUGGAUCAGGUGGUGCUCAACCUGCAGGAUGACGUGCAAACCUGGCAACCCGGAGACCGGAUUGUGGUUGCCAGUACUGACUACUCCAUGCACCAGGCUGAGGAGUUUACCCUUCUGCCCUGCCCGCUCUGCACCAGUAGACAAGUCCGGAUUCAGGGGAGACCCCAGUAUGCCCACAUGGGGGAGAUAGUGGAGGGGGUGGACAUGAGGGCCGAAGUGGGGCUCCUCACCCGGAACAUUCUCAUCUAUGGAGAGAUGGAAAACUCCUGCUAUGGAAAUAACUUGUGCCAGUUCUUCAAUCACGACACCUUUGGCGGACACAUCAAGGUGUUUGGGAACUUCUCGGCGGUGCACCUGUCCCAGGUGGAGCUGAGGAACCUGGGCCAGCAGAGGGAGGUGGGCCGCUACCCCCUCCACUUCCACCUCUGCGGUGACGUGGACUCCCGAGGGGGCUACCGGGAGCCCACCUACGUCGACGGGCUGUCCAUCCACCACUCCUUCUCCCGCUGCAUCACCGUGCACGCCACCAACGGCCUCCUGGUGAAGGACACGGUGGGCUUCGACACGCUGGGCCACUGCUUCUUCCUGGAGGACGGGAUAGAGCAGAGGAACACCUUCUACCACAACCUGGGUCUCCUGACGCGGCCGGGGACCCUGCUGCCCACCGACCGCAACGACACUGUGUGCCUCGCCCUCCGAGACCGCGUGUUCCAGAACUACGUCCCGUCACCAAGCACCGAGUGCAAGGCAGUGUCUACCUUCUGGAUUGCCAACCCCAACAACAACCUCAUAAGCAACGCUGCAGCGGGUUCCCAGGAUGCUGGGAUCUGGUACGUGUUCCACAGCUCGCCCACGGGGGACUCCCACGGCCUGGUCCCUGAGACCCGGCCGGAGCUCACCCCCCUGGGGGUGUUCUUCAACAACCGCGUCCACUCCAACUUCAAGGCCGGCCUGUUCAUUGAUAAAGGUGUGAAGACCACCAAGGCCUCCGCUGCUGACCCCAGGGAGUACCUGUGUCUGGACAACAACGCCAGGUUCCGUCCUCACCAGAAUGCCGACCCCAGCCAGCCCCGAGUGGCGGCCCUCAUCGACACCCUCAUCUCCUUCAAGAACAACGACCUCGGAGCCUGGAUACGUGGCGGUGACAUCAUCAUCCAGAACUCUGGAUUUGCAGACAAUGGCGUUGGACUGGCCUUUGCCAGUGAUGGAAGCUACCCCAAGGACGAGGGCUCCAGCCAGGAGGUAACCCAGUCCCUGUUUGUGGGCGAGAGCUGGAACCGAGGAACCAUGGGAGGACAGAACAAGUACUCGGGCCUGGGAGCCGUGGACGGCAAGAUGAGAACACUGCCACGGAACAAGACCUUCCCCAUCCGAGGGUUCCAGAUCUACGAUGGCCCGGUGCGUGUGACCAGGAGCACUUUCCGGAGCUACGUUCCCACGUCGGAGCGCUUCACCAGCGCCGUGGGCUUCAACCUGAAGAACACCUGGCAGCUGACGCCACGCAACAACCUGUCCCAGCUCAGCUUCCAUUCCACCGUGGGUCUGAGGGCGUUCUUCGGGCGACCGGGGCAGUGGUUCGAGGAGAACGACAUGGACGGGGAUAAGAACUCGAUCUUCCACGACGUGGACGGCUCCGUGACGGGGUACGGCGACACGUACGUGGGCCGGGCAGACAACUACCUGAUCCGCCACCCGGACUGCGUCAACAUCUCCCUGUGGAACGGCGUGGUGUGCAGCGGGGCCUACGCACAGGUGUAUAUCCAGACGCAGGGCUCCUCCGGCCUGGGCCUGUCCAUCAGCCGAGACGAGUACCCGGCCGCCCCGCUGCUCCUGCGGGGCGUCAACAGCCAGGGGGCGCUGUCCCAGCAGUACCAGCCCGUCCUCAUGAUGAGCAAGAGCUACACGCUGCACUGGAGCGGCCCCGCGCCCCGCGAGAUCGUCCUCUCCCUCAUCAACUUCAACCAAGGAGACUGGGUCCUGGUGGGGCUGUGUUACCCGUCGGACACCACCUUCCAAAUCAUGGCCGACAUCAACGACCGGCAGAGCAACACCUUCGAUGACAUCACCGACUACGGGCCGAGCUUCUCUCUGGCAGACCUGGAGAAGAGGCCCAACGACAGGAAGUACUUCUUUGACCGCGGCGUCGGGUUGCUGUGGCUCUACCUGCGGGCGCGUCACGGCCGGGAGGGCCACAGCUACUGCUCGGCGAGGGGCUGUGAGAGGGUGAAGGUCAUGGCCACCACCUCCUCCAGGCAGACCUGCAACUGCACGGCCAAGGCCUACCCCAAGUACAGCAAGACGCCCUCGGCGGUGGUGCCCAUGCCCAGGGUCAACAUCCAGACCUGCACUGACUGUGGGGCCUCUCAGCUGGUGUUCUCCAGUGACCCGUGGAACUCUUACCUCCACACCCAGAUCAAGUCUCUGAGCAGCCAGGAGGAGCAGGGAGGGGACUCUCAGGCCUUCAUCACGGUGGAGGGAGACAUCUCCCCCCUCUCCCAGACAGGCUUCCUCCUGGUCACAGUGGACGCCUGCCUGGGCAAGGUCACCAAGAAGACUCCCUUCUCCAAAAUGGACGCCAAAAUGGAACAGUAUUUGAGAACAGGCAUACCAAAGAGGUCAAUAGUACUGCUGGGGUCGCGAGGUCGCCCCGAAGGAUUGGACGGUGUCGCACCGUAUCUGGUCCCCCUGGGAAUGGCCAAGGCUGCUGAUCUGCAUAGGAAAGAGAGCCUGGUGUUCUGGGGCUUCCAGGGCGGCCCUACCCGGGUUCCGUGGGUUUCUCUGUUGUCCAGCCAGGGUGAGGAGGCUGUGGGGCUGCAGGAGCUCUACAUCCCCCUGGGCCUGGAGGCCUACGGCUGCCCCCAGGCUGGGCGAACCCCACGCAGAGACGUGGAGCUCCUCAGGGCGGCCACAGGGCGACAGUGAAAAGCUUCCAGCACCCAGACCACAACACAACACAACCAACCAGCGAACGAAUGUGAACUGUUUGAACUUUAAUUUAUUAACGACGGCAUAGAUGUUUACUGAUCCGAAUGGUAUUUUAUUGAGACUGGACGAGGAUGGAGUCUUUUGAAAGAGUUUGUGCUGUGUGAUUGAGUGCGUGGAUGUGUUUGUUUACAUGGGAAUGUGUGUGUUUGUGUGUGUGUGUGUGUGUGUUGCCUGGGGAGGAUCCAUUGAGGCACCAAAUAAUGCACUUUCCAAGGCGCAAAUAGUUCUUUGAUGUCCUACUUUGACUUUUAGAAAAAAAGUAAAUAUGCCAUAAAGUUACUAAACCCCCCCAAAGAAAGUCUUACCUCAACAUACUGUAAGAGGGGCAGCAGCUGAAAUGAGACGAGCCAAAUCAAAA